Messenger RNA from Pomacea canaliculata, 2308 nucleotides. RefSeq names its product beta-1,3-galactosyl-O-glycosyl-glycoprotein beta-1,6-N-acetylglucosaminyltransferase-like. Lineage: Eukaryota; Metazoa; Mollusca; Gastropoda; Architaenioglossa; Ampullariidae. Bases 895 to 2025 code for a protein of 376 amino acids. The record is from RefSeq and is a predicted model, not a curated record. Gene Ontology annotation, cellular component: membrane. Gene Ontology annotation, molecular function: acetylglucosaminyltransferase activity. The transcript is spliced from 5 exons.
GGACAAAGAUGCCCUGGGGAACAGAAACAUGAAGAUGUGUCUGUAGGGUGUGAGCAUCACAUCAUUACUACGGAAAUAAGACGCUUUCCCUUCAGUUGCCAGUCUUGCUGUGGAGAAACGACUUCCUCUCGCUUGACGACCACGGCGUCACGUCCUGUGUGUUCAGUACAGACACACGCCACAUUGCAGCAAACCCUGUAGCUGGUGAAUGGUAGUUUGUCACACAUUCAACCUUCAACGUGCUGUGGGUGUUUUUGCUGUUGAAUGAUAUUGUCUUGUAGAGAGAGGUGAGUCUGUCCAGAGCUUUGCAGUCCUUGUAACUGCCUUCUUAUAGACUGUGUUCUACAGUGUUCCAGAACGCCGCUCUCUCUUUCAUUCAUUCAUCCUGUGAAUGGUGCCAGCUGCUGGGACCAAUACCGUUGCUCUUAUCAGUGCUGGUCACCAGUCCUUACUUAUUCACACCGUCAGUUGGUAAAGUCUUGCACUUCCUUUGCCGUUGCCUGUCGUCUGCUUGACUUCGCUUCCAAAGAGUAGUGUGGGACUCCCAUGACUGUCACUUGCUCGGGAAAUUGAGGAAACACAUUAUCACUGCUUCACAUCUCCAGUCACAGAAAUAAAUCAGUCACUAAUUUAUCUGCAAAAAUAGAGUAUCCAGAGUACUACCAAUUAUUUAACAGCACCAUCUAGGUACCUGUGUGUGUUGUUACUACCUCAAGCAGCCACAUCACAUGCUAGCAUCAGUUUAUUUACAAAGAAACUCGACAGUUGUAUCACCAAUGGCCUUUUGAGGAUGAGAAAACUCAGCUACCCACUGUUGUUGACAGCGAUCUGUUUGAGUGCAACCUCUGUCUACAUCGCCUUGUACAGAUCUCUACGGACGACAGAAACAUUUCCAUGGAAACCAUACGAUAUGAAAGAAAUAGACUGCAUGAAGGUGUUUGCUGGCGACCAGGAGGAGUUGGCUCGUUCGAAACAAGUCCACAAAGACCUGCCUGCUCUUCCCACGAGAAGGACAUAACCAGGUUGGCCAAGAACUGCCGCAAUUUUGUGCGGGUGUAUGGGUUCAUAAUGAACUUUCUGACAGAGGAGGAAAGAAACUUUUCUAUUGCCUACAGCAUCCUGGUAUUUAAAGAUGCUCACCAGGUAACGCAGUUGUUACAAGCCAUAUAUCGGCCUCAGAACGUCUACUGUAUCCAUGUCGACCAAAAGGCGGACCAGUCCUACCGUGACACAAUGGCAGCCAUAGCUGACUGCUUCCACAAUGUCUUUCUCACCUCACGAAGUGUGGACGUUCGGUGGGGGACCUUCACUGUGCUGGAACCAGAACUGAUCUGCAUGAAAGACCUGUGGCACUUCAAGAAAUGGAAAUAUUUCAUCAACCUGACGGGGCAGGAGUUUCCGCUGAGAACCAACUUUGAGCUUGUUCGUAUUUUAACGGCGUACAACGGGGCCAACGACGUAGAGAGUAUCGUGAAAAGGGCUAACAAAGAACGGUGGGCAUCAGCAGGCCCUACUCCUCACGGCAUCAUCCUAGUGAAGGGGGCAGUGCACAUCGCUGUCAACAGGGACUUCGUGGACUACGUUCUCCACAGUCCAGUCGCUCAAGACUUUCUCAACUGGACUCGACGUGUACAUAUACCCGAUGAGACGUUUUUCGCCUCCCUCAACCAUAACCCUCAGCUUGGCAUCAGAGGUUCUUAUAAAGGCUACCCGGAGACAGAUCCAGUAACCAAACCAUUUCUAACUCGAUUCAAGAAUUGGGGAGACUAUCCUUGUGCUGAAGGAAAUUGGAUUCGCGACAUCUGUAUUCUGUCCACGGGGGACCUGCCUUUACUGGACAAGCGCCCAGAGAUGUUUGCCAACAAGUUCUACCAGGACUACAGUCGUGUGGCACUGGAGUGUCUACAUCAACGACUGUACAACCACAUGAGGGACGAGUUCUUAGGCAUGAUGGAGUUUGAUACAAGUUAUUAUCAAAACGUAUCUUUCGUCAAAAAUAUGGUGACUGUGGAAAAGACAAACUAGGAACAUUGAAAAAAAGAUUUUUUAAAGUUAGUACAUCAUAAUGUUUAAGCUGGUAAGCAAUUAUCAUUUAAGUGGCUCAUCUUUUGUCAUAUCACUUAUGACAAUGCACGUAUAAGACGCACUCUCUGACUACGGGGAACAGAAAAGAAAACACUGAAAAGAUGAAAUAGAAAUCAAACGCCUUAUUUAUCACUUCAAAUAUUUUAUAAUAAAAUAUUUUAUCAUAUCCCUGCGUGUAAGCUUUAGGGAAGAAAUAGCCCUAUGAAAAAAACAGUUGUGUAGU